Messenger RNA from Prunus armeniaca (apricot), 756 nucleotides. The record is from the annotation of a GenBank genome assembly. Lineage: Eukaryota; Viridiplantae; Streptophyta; Magnoliopsida; Rosales; Rosaceae.
AUGAAGGGUUCAACUUCAACAGGCACAUCUCAUUGCUCUUAUCUGAAGUCGUUAUCAAACAAAGUAGGAAGCAUGCUUUGUUGUCGUGAUUCAACCAACAAGUAUAGCAGGUUGGAUGCAAAGCUUGAAAAGAAAAUGGUUGAAGUUAAAAGAGGUUCCUUGGGCCGUAGCAAUUUCAAGUCAAUUGACAGCAUAAUCAUGAGGUUCCCUCAGUUCAGGGAGGAACUCAAGAAAAUAAGAGAUGUCUUUGAACAGUAUGAUGAGGACUCAAAUGGAACUAUUGACCUUGAGGAACUGAAGAAAUGCUUACAGAAACUGGAACUCUAUCUGACAGCGGAGGAGAUUGAGGAUCUUUUUCAUUCAUGUGACAUGGAUGGGAGUGAAGGGAUACAAUUCAAUGAAUUCAUUGUUCUUCUAUGCCUCAUCUAUUUAUUAAAGGAACCUUCAUCCUCUCAUAAUACAUCCAAGAUAGAUUCGCCACAGCUUGAAGCAACUUUUGACACCUUAAUUGAAGUAUUCUCAUUUCUGGAUAAAAAUGGUGAUGGGAAACUGAACAAGACAGACAUGGUGAAGGCAUUGAAUGAGGCUUCUCCUUUGGAGAAAUCUCCUGCACAUGUCACCAGGACUCGAUUCAAAGAAAUGGAUUGGAGCAAACGUGGGAAGGUCAGUUUCAGGGAGUUCCUCUUUGCUUUCAUCGAUUGGGUUGGAAUUGACACAAAUGAAGAAAUGUCUCCGGUACGAAGUCCAAGCAAGUGA